Molecule: messenger RNA, 1876 nt
Organism: Erigeron canadensis
Lineage: Eukaryota; Viridiplantae; Streptophyta; Magnoliopsida; Asterales; Asteraceae
Product: probable beta-1,3-galactosyltransferase 4
Exons: 11
Coding region: 289-1488 (399 amino acids)
Cellular component (GO): Golgi membrane
Molecular function (GO): hexosyltransferase activity
Source: RefSeq, a predicted model, not a curated record
AUUCACAUCUCAUACAGUACAUCUACCCUCACCAAAUAUAUACACAUUAUAUAUAUACAAAUAUAUAUAAAUCAAAACUUCUUUGCUUCCAAAUCUUUAUCUUCUUGAUUCAGUCAAUACCCACAUCACACAAUCAAUAAUUUCCUGUUUCUAAUCAAUCUUUUAAAUAAAGUUUGAAUCUUGAAGUCAAGAAACCAAUUCUUGCAUCUGGGUAUCAAGUUUUUGACACAUUUGGCUGUAAAUUAGCUAUCUGUUAGUUUGAUUUGUGUUAUUAAAGAUUGUGUUAUAAUGUCUUGGAAGAACAGAGGUAGUUUGGUCUCAAAACAAUUGACUUUGUUCCUGUGUGCUAGUUGCUUCUUUGCUGGAAUGCUAUUCACCGACAGAAUGUGGACUGAGCCUGAACCUAAAGGCUUAUCAAGACUAACCGGAACCGAUGAUGAACAACUUCAAGUAGUUGCAGAUGAUUGUAACACAAAAUUAAAGGAUGUAAGGAGGGAUUCCAAAGAUAUUAUUCGUGAGGUUUCGAAGACACAUAAUGCCGUCCAAACACUGGAUAAAACUAUUUCAAACUUGGAGAUGGAAUUAGCUGCUGCAAGAGCAAUGCAAGAUUCUAUACUUACGGGCUCCCCUAUAUCAGAUGAUUUGUUGCUUCCCGAGCCGGUCAAGAAAAGAAAAUAUCUUAUGGUUGUAGGCAUUAAUACGGCUUUUAGUAGCCGAAAGAGACGGGACUCCGUACGUGCUACCUGGAUGCCACAAGGUGAUAAGCUGAUAAAGCUGGAAAAAGAAAAGGGUAUUAUUAUGCGAUUUGUUAUAGGUCAUGGUGCUACAGCUGGUGGUAUCCUUGAUAGAGCUAUUGAAGCAGAAGACAGAAAGCAUGGAGACUUCUUGAGACUGGAGCAUAUAGAGGGGUACCUUGAAUUGUCAGCGAAAACAAAAACAUAUUUCACCACUGCCGUUGCUUUAUGGGAUGCAGAUUUUUAUGUCAAGGUUGAUGACGACGUACAUGUAAAUAUAGCCACACUUGGAGCAACAUUAGCCAAGCAUCGGGUGAACCCUCGUGUAUACAUUGGGUGCAUGAAGUCUGGUCCUGUCCUUGCUCACAAAGGAGUGAGAUAUCAUGAACCUGAACACUGGAAGUUUGGUGAAGAAGGAAACAAGUAUUUCCGACACGCCACAGGCCAACUAUAUGCCAUUUCAAAAGAUUUAGCUACUUAUAUCUCGAUAAACCAGAAUGUACUACAUAAGUACGUUAAUGAGGACGUAUCAUUGGGAUCAUGGUUCAUCGGACUGGAUGUGGAGCACAUCGAUGAUAGGAGGCUAUGUUGUGGGACACCGCCAGAUUGCGAAUGGAAGGCUCAAGCAGGGAACAUAUGCGUGGCUUCAUUCGAUUGGAGCUGCAGUGGGAUUUGCAGGUCAGCUGAUCGAAUCAAAGAGGUUCACCGGCGGUGUGGGGAAGGGGAAGAUACUCUAUGGAAUGCGUCUUUUUGAUCAUCAUGCCAUUAAGAUGAAUUUGUAUAAUAUCGGUCAGAGACUCAGAGCAGCAAAUCUAAAGCGUCCACCCAUUUUUUCUAAUUAGCAAAAACAUGUUGUCAUUGACAUAUAAUCUCCACUCAUCAUCGUAGCCAUUCUUCUAACCUCUAGAAAAAUCUGAGCUUGAUGGUAGCAUGUAUCGUUGGUAGGAGCUCCUCAAUUUUAGGCGAAGAGGAAGCACCCAAUGUUUUUUUGUUCUUUUUUACAUUUUAUUUCAGUAGGAAGGUAAAUAUUGUUUUGGUAUAAUAUGACAAUAAGGCUUCAUACAUAUGAUAAGAUGUGGCCAUUUGUUAUUCAGCUCUUUCUACAUACUAUGCUUGUAAUUCAAAUUUUUGAUCCUUGGUUA